Panthera uncia (snow leopard) is the source of this 1020-nucleotide messenger RNA. It is a transcript of the gene AKAP19, whose product is annotated as chromosome C1 C2orf88 homolog. The coding region runs from base 629 to 916 and encodes 95 amino acids. Gene Ontology annotation, molecular function: protein kinase A regulatory subunit binding. The transcript is spliced from 3 exons. NCBI's taxonomy places the organism in Eukaryota, Metazoa, Chordata, Mammalia, Carnivora, Felidae. The record is from RefSeq and is a predicted model, not a curated record.
CCCAGAGCCCAGAGCCGUGCCAAAGGACACCCCGUCCUCCAAAUGCUGCCACUUGAGUGAGGCGCGCGAGAAGGCGGCGCCGCUGGCCUUGCAGCCGGACUGCGCUGCGCUCCGCACCCCGCCGCCCUGACGCCAACCAGCGCCCCCCGGGCGGCGGCUUCGGGGACCGAGCAGCGCACGCAGCCGGCCAAUGCUGGAUGCCUCCCCGGCCCCGCGGCCGUCCCGAGGGGCGUUGGGCACGCAGCCGCCCCGGCGAUGUGCUGUAAACCUGGGAGUUACAGGCCACUUUAAUUCAAGCAGCCAUCCCGCGGCCAGCUGCCUCGGAUAGAGCCUCACGUCUCCGUCUCCUCAUUGAGAAGUUAGCCCCCACCCCUUCCACCUGGUUCUGAGCCCCAAGUCCGAGGUAUUGCAUUUCUGAGCUGCAGUUUCAUUCUCCUUCCUACCUGAAGAGUGACUGAAGAUUUUCAGAUAAACACUACAGGUGAAGAUUGGUAAAAAGAAGCACUGAUUACUGUGGUGGCCUGGAGAGGAAAAGCGCUGGUCGGUAUCACAUGGACAAGCUCAGUGUUUUCCAAAGAUGCUGUUGAAGUAGUCUUUGCUACUGCUUUCCUUCAAAGCUCUUCAUAACAUGGGCUGCAUGAAAUCAAAGCAAACUUUCCCAUUUCCUACCACAUUUGAGAGUGAGAAGCAGCAUGCAAGUGAAGAAAGCUUUAUGUCUGGAGACAGAUUUCUACCUAGGAUGCCUUCUCCAGUUAAUGUCGAACAGGAAGUGAAGAAACCAUCAGGGCCCGAAACUGUGGUCUUCGAAUUUGCACAUCGCCUGUCCCAGGAAAUCCUGAGUGAUGCCUUGCAGCAGUGGGCAGGCAAUAAUAUCAAGUACUAUGACAUCCCAUAUAUUGAGAGUGAGGGGCCUUGACGCUGUAGGAUGAUGAUAACUUCUUGAAUUGUAGAUAAAGUUGGUGCUAGCUUAAAUACAUGAAACAAUAGCAAAAACUGAUGUGAAUAAAUACAAAUAACUAC